Fundulus heteroclitus (mummichog) is the source of this 1206-nucleotide messenger RNA. RefSeq names its product ORMDL sphingolipid biosynthesis regulator 1 (gene ormdl1). The transcript is spliced from 5 exons. The coding region runs from base 214 to 675 and encodes 153 amino acids. Gene Ontology annotation, cellular component: endoplasmic reticulum membrane. NCBI's taxonomy places the organism in Eukaryota, Metazoa, Chordata, Actinopteri, Cyprinodontiformes, Fundulidae. The record is from RefSeq and is a predicted model, not a curated record. Gene Ontology annotation, biological process: ceramide metabolic process; negative regulation of ceramide biosynthetic process; intracellular sphingolipid homeostasis.
CGUUUUCACCGCGACACCUACUUCCGCUCGGUGCAGUCUGUCCACAACAACAAGGAGGUUAUACCAAUUCUCGCCAUAGUGGUUUUUAAUAAGAAAAACCAUCUACUGCUCGCUGCUACAUGAACACUGCUGAAUAAAGGGCCCGGCUAUGUAGUGAAACAAAAGAAAUUAAAGGUCAAUGAGACAAAGGGAUAAACAUUAUGACAGAGCAGGAUGAACGUGGGUGUGGCGCACAGUGAGGUGAACCCAAACACUCGCGUGAUGAACAGCCGGGGGAUCUGGCUGACCUACGCCCUGGGUGUCGGGGUUCUGCACAUCGUGCUGCUCAGCAUACCCUUCUUCAGCGUCCCUGUGGUCUGGACUCUAACCAACGUCAUACACAACCUGGGCAUGUACGUGUUCAUGCACGCCGUCAAAGGAACGCCCUUCGAGACGCCGGACCAGGGCAAGGCGCGCCUCCUCACCCACUGGGAGCAGCUGGACUACGGCGUGCAGUUCACCUCCUCCAGGAAGUUCUUCACCAUCUCCCCCAUCAUCCUGUACUUCCUGGCCAGCUUCUACACCAAGUACGACACGGUGCACUUCGUGGUGAACACGGCGUCGCUGCUCAGCGUCCUCAUCCCUAAGCUGCCUCAGCUGCACGGCGUCCGCAUCCUGGGCAUCAACAAGUACUGACGGCGCCGCUGAGCCGCCUUUAGUUAGCACAACCCAGACCGUAGGACACCAUGCGCAUCGGUAACUUAUGUGAGUAUUUAAGGCGGCCGGCGGGCCCGCAGAGCCGGGCUGGCCCGGGUUCUGCUCGGGUUCUGGUCGACUUUAACCCGCCUUCCUCUCGUGGCCCGUUUGGUCCCACGCCGCCGCAGACCGAGUGCCGAAGUAUUUCUUCCUGCGGAGAUGUUUACUUUGUGUCGGUACCGCCUGGUUCCAUCUGGGCCGGGCGCUGGAGCCACUCCUCAUCUUCUGCAUGAUUCCCCCGACCGGACCGGAGCGGAGCGGCCCGCUUUUAUUUUCCAGUGUUGGUGGAUGUUUGUCUCUGUGUAGAGAUGUGAAAUUACUGUGAACUGUUUACUGGGGGGGGGGGUGCUGCCGUCUCCAUGGAAACACCGCAGCCGCCCGCCGGCCGGGUCCGGGUCAGAACCUUUGGCCCAAAGCUGACGGGGAGGUUUGUGGUUCCUGAUGUGUAAUAAAAUGUUUUGUUCCCUCAGG